AUUCCGACCGUUUAAAACCCAUUUCCAAAGUCGAUUCCCGACCACUUUUAACCUUAUCCUCUUCCUCCGUCGUCUUCUUCCCUCUCUCAAAUCCAAUCCUUUUUUCCAAUUCACAAACUUCUGUAAUCGUCCUCUGCAACCUGUUCGUCUCACAGCAUGCCCAGUUCACUUCUGUUCUUGAGCUAUCUUAAUGGCUAGAAAGGCAACGCUCACCAUGAGUUCAACAACGCAAGGUAGAGUUCUGCGUUUUUGGUUAUUUCUCGUCUUCUUUUACGAAUUUUCGACCGUUCAGCCAGCCGCCGCCGCCGCCGCCGCCGCCGCCGAGAAUAUAAGAUUCGACUUCUCUUCUUUCACUAUUCGGAAUUUCACCCUCCUCGGCGACUCUCACCUCAGGGAUGGUGUUGUGGGCCUUACCCGAGAGCUUGGUGUCCCUUCUUCCAGUUCUGGAAGUGUAAUCUGCAAUUUACCGAUUUCAUUCUUUGAUACAGAGACCAAUAUCUCAGCUUCUUUCUCCACCCGAUUCUCUUUCGUGAUUACGAAUGUUAAUCCGAGUUCAUUUGGUGAUGGGUUGGUGUUUUUCCUGUCCGAUGAUAAUCAGACUCUCGGCAGCCCAGGUGGAUUUCUGGGUCUCGUGAAUGCUUCACAGCUGACCAAGAACAGAUAUGUUGCUGUGGAAUUCGAUACCCGUUUGGAUCCCCAAUUUAAUGAUCCAAGCAACAACCACAUUGGGUUGGAUAUUGAUAGCCUCAAUUCAGUCAAGGCAGCAGACCCUACUUCACGCGGUAUUGAUCUUAAGAGUGGGAAUUGGAUUACGGCAUGGAUUGAUUACAAAGACGAUCAGAAGAAGUUGAACGUCUGGAUGAAUUAUUCAAGUUCCAAACCAGAGGAACCAGUGUUGUCUGUGGACAUUGACCUCUCUAACUAUCUCGCGGAAACCAUGUACGCGGGGUUCUCAGGAUCUACUGAAGGUAGCACGGAGCUCCACCUGAUCAAGGAGUGGACCUUCCAGACUUUAGGCUUCCAACCUGUGAAACCACCUUCUCGGCCUCACAACGUGUCUGAUAACUCUGUAUUGCCGGUAAUUUCUGUCUCUAAUUCCUCCAACAAAACCCAAAGGAAUCUUAGGUUAGGCCUUGGAGUUGCUGGUCCAGCUUUCUUUUUCAUAGUUCUCCUAGUGUUUUGCUGGAUAAUUGUUAGGAAUUGGAACAUUGGAAUAAAUGCUAGCUUGAAACAAAAACUUUUGAAAGGCCCAAGAGAAUUCAGUUACAAAGAGAUAAAAGCUGCCACGAAAGAGUUUAGUUCCAGCCGAGUCCUUGGUCAUGGAGCAUUUGGCACUGUUUACAAAGCCUUUUUAAAUGGUUCAGGAACUAUUUCUGCAGUUAAAAGAUCAAAACAUUGUCACGAAGGUCUAACUGAAUUUCGUUCUGAACUCUCCAUAAUAGCUUGUUUGAGGCACAAGAAUUUAGUUCAGCUUCAGGGUUGGUGUGCUGAGAAGGGUGAAUUAUUGUUAGUCUAUGAGUUCAUGCCUAAUGGGAGCCUGGAUGAAGUUCUGUAUCAAAAAACUGAUGAGGGUGUCUUACUAAAUUGGUCCCAAAGAUACAACAUCGCAAUGGGGAUUGCAUCUGUUUUGACCUAUUUACACCAGGAAUGUGAGCAGCAAGUCAUCCACAGAGAUAUAAAGACGAGUAAUAUAUUGCUAGAUGGAAACUUCAAUCCUAGGCUUGGAGAUUUUGGCCUUGCAAAGCUCAUGGAUCAUGACAAAAGCCCUGUUUCAACUCUAACAGCUGGGACAAUGGGUUAUCUCGCUCCUGAAUAUCUUCAGUAUGGGAAAGCGAAUGAAAAGACAGAUGUUUUCAGCUUCGGUGUGGUUAUACUUGAAGUGGCCUGUGGUAGGAGGCCUAUAGAGAAAGAUGCAAAUAACAACAACAAUAUGGUUAAUUUGGUGGAUUGGGUUUGGAGUUUGCACUCUAAAGAUAACCUUAAUGAAGCAGCAGACAAGAGGUUAAACAAUGAGUUUAAGGAGGAGGCAAUGAGUAAGUUGUUGCUUUUGGGUCUGAGUUGUGCAAACCCAGAUUGCAACGAGAGGCCCUCUAUGAGAAGAGUCUUGCAGAUUCUUAAUGGGGAGGCAGAACUUCCACUUGUUCCUAAGAUGAAACCAAGUCUUACUUUCUCAUACAGCUUGCCAUUGAGCCUCGAUGAGAUUGGUUUUGAGUCUGAAGAGAGCAAUACAUCUAGUCCUUAAAAUGAAGUCAUAAUCAAUUGAGACUCAGAAGAGGUUCGUCCAGAUGAAAGUUAUGAGUUAUUAAAAGCAACAAUAUCUCACAGUCUAUUGUCUUCUAAUGAGACUACAAUUGAAAUUCUGAGCCACAACAUCAAGGAUUGAAAUAAAAUGGAACUGAGAGGAUUGGUGUUGUCAUUUUUUUGUCUUUACUUUAUUCCCUUGCUAUUUUUUCCAUUCUUUAUUCAGAUUUGUAUAAGACACAUAUGUAGCUUUUUCUAUUAUCAUAGUCAAAAGUGCCUGUAGGGAUGAUUCUUUCUCCUUGCUUA
Molecule: messenger RNA, 2547 nt
Organism: Macadamia integrifolia
Lineage: Eukaryota; Viridiplantae; Streptophyta; Magnoliopsida; Proteales; Proteaceae
Product: probable L-type lectin-domain containing receptor kinase S.7
Exons: 2
Coding region: 191-2242 (683 amino acids)
Biological process (GO): protein phosphorylation
Cellular component (GO): plasma membrane
Molecular function (GO): ATP binding; protein kinase activity; carbohydrate binding
Source: RefSeq, a predicted model, not a curated record